Molecule: messenger RNA, 2556 nt
Organism: Salmo salar (Atlantic salmon)
Lineage: Eukaryota; Metazoa; Chordata; Actinopteri; Salmoniformes; Salmonidae
Source: RefSeq, a predicted model, not a curated record
AUAUAAUGACGAAACCAAAGCUAGAUGCCUGUGAGCAGCGGUGGGUCUCUAAACUGGCCCCCUUCGACUUUGACUUGAAGUACAUCCCCGGGCCCCAGAAUGUCCCAGCAGACCUGCUUAGUCGACAGCCAUUCGUUGGAGCUAGGAAGGCAAGUGAGUUCCCAGAGUAUGUGACUUCAGAGUCCAUCCAGGACGCAUUCAAACUGUCAGUCAAUAUCCAAGGUGGUGAGAUCCUGGCUCAAGUCUCUUCUGAAGGGGUGAAAGCAGUUUUGGAGUCCUGUCUGGAGUGGGAUGCGAGUGUGCCAGUGCGCACAUUCCAAUUAGCCCAGUAUUCUGCGAGCAUCCCUCAGCAUGAAGGGGGAGUGGCUACUCUUCCAGUCCUUUCUCCUGAUGUGAUACGGAGAAAACAGAAGGCGGAUCAGGUGCUGGCCCGAGUGGCGUACUUUGUUGGGAGGAGGAGGAGACCUUCGCGGAGAGAGAGGGCUCAUGAGACUGCCCAAGUGUUGAGAAUGCUGAAGCAUUGGGAUAAACUCGAAAUCAAGGAUGAGAUCCUCUACCGAAGAUCUAAGGACAGAGUUGUCAAGAAGAGGUACCAGCUGGUGGUGCCAGACUCCCUUAAAAGCAUCGUUCUGAGGGGAACCCAUGAUGAAGCCGGCCACCAAGGCCAGACUAGAACACUCCAUUUGGUACGUCAAAGGUUCUUCUGGACUGGAAUGGAAGGGGAAGUGAAGAAGUAUGUCUCCUACUGUAAGCGCUGUGUGGUUGGCAAGACAAUGGAGCCAGAGGCUAGGGCACCGUUGGAAUCUAUUCAGACCAGCACAGCGUUGGAACUGGUGUGCAUAGACUUCUGGUCAGCAGAAGGAAGGGAUGGAGAGAGCGUUGAUGUACUCGUCAUCACAGAUCAUUUUACGAAGCUGGCACAUGCGUUCCCGAACCAGACAGCAAAGGUGGUUGCCCAGAAGUUAUGGAACCAGUUCUUCUGUGUCUAUGGGUUUCCCCAGCGGAUACACUCUGACAAAGGAGCAAACUUUGAGAGUCACUUAAUCGCAGAAUUGCUACAAGUCUCAGGAGUCAAAAAGUCCCAUACCACUCCAUAUCAUCCUAUGGGCAACGGUCAGACGGAAAGAUUCAACCGCACGCUCGGAAACAUGGUCCGAUCAUUGCCAGCGAGAGCAAAAGAAAGAUGGCCCCAGAUGAUACAGACGCUCACCUUCUCGUACAACUGUACCACACACGAAACGACAGGAUUCGCACCGUUCUUCCUAAUGUUCGGCCGAAUUCCACGGCUGCCAGUGGACAUCAUGUUUGGAAGUACCCUGAAAAACGAAGACGUGUUGACUCAUGACGAGUAUGUUGACUCGUUCCAAAAGGACCUGCGAGAGGCUGUCAGGAUCGCUCAGGCCAACACCACUGAAGCUCAGAAAAAGCAAGCCAGGCAGUAUAACAAGAGAGUGAAGGGUACUGCCCUGGAGAUUGGGGACCGAGUUCUCUUGGCAAACCGAAAGGAAAGAGGAAAAGGUAAACUUGCCGACUUGUGGGAUUCAACGGUCUAUGUGAUCACAUGGAAAGACCCGUCUGUGCACAUCUACAGAGUCGAAGAUCCUACUACCAAGAAGAGUAAAGUAGUUCAUCGAAACUUCAUACUGCCAGUGAACUUCCUGCCGGUGGGACAGACAGACGAGAUGUCCACAGUAGCCUCUACUGCUUCAGAGGAGGACAUAAACGCAGACAGCGGUGACGAAAGACCGGUAUUCGAUGUGGAUGAGGAUUCAGAGGAUCGAAGGACUGCUGUCUGGAUUCUCGAGGGCCAGAACCCUGAGGGGCCCACGGAAGCUGAAGGUCAAAAAUCUUCGGGACCGGAAGAUGGCGUGAACAUGAGAGAAGCUGCUCCUCAAUGCCCAGCGAAGGACAUGAUCUCAGGACAAGCAGCUAAAUCAAGCACAGGAAGCUCCUCAAUGAUGCCUGGUGAUGAUUCAAGUGAUCCUUCUGAAGAUGACACAAGUAGAGAAGCAACGUCAGUGAGCAGUCUAGAUGGCAUCAGCAGUAGAAGUUCAUCAGUCAGCGGCUCUGUAUGCAUAAGAUCUACUAAGAAGAGAAUGAGUAACCAGAGAGAGGUAGAGCGCAGAAACAGCCAGACAUCUGAGCUCACUGAUACAGUCCUGAGACCAAGUGAAGGCACUUUGAGAACUCGAACUGGAAGAGUUGUGAAGCCUGUCAGAAGACUUUUAGAGUCAAUGAGUCAAGUGAUUGCUGAGCCGGACAAAAGAGAGCAUCUAGCCGCCCUGAUUCAAGCCUUAUCAACUUUUGUUGAAGUGACAGUACCCCAGUGACACGGAAGCCAGAAGAUAGAUUAAGGAAAUGAGAAAUACUUUAUUAGGGGGUCAUAGGUUGUAUGUAUAUGGGCAUAUUUCUACCUGGCAAAGUCUCUUUGCUGUCCUUCUGGACGACUCUUGGUCAAGGUUACCCCUGUGGAGGAAGAAGUCUUACCUUAUGUCUUAAAGUUUGCUGAAAUCAAGAAGGGAACAACUUGUCAGGUGGUGCAUUGGAGACUGAUGU